AACUGUGAUCGUAGUUAAGCGUACUUGUUUAAUUUUCAUCCUUAUCAAAGUCCUUUUUAUUUACUAUAUCAAUAAAAGUCAUAUUAAAACGGGUAAUUUAGUUUUAACUGUGAUGUGUAAUAGGUACGUACUUAUUACGUACAAGAUAACUACCCACCUUGUAUUACUCAUUUUAUCUAUGUCCUUUAUCGGCGAGGCACGUUUACGAAGCGAAUUCAGUGUUGGUUGAAAGAGAAACAUUUUGCAAUAAUGUUUUGAGUGUUACACAAGUGAACGAUGGCUGUCGACCGGCUGAUUUGGAAGAUUGUAUUGGAUUUCGUUAUUUUGGCUGGCUUUGGUUUUGCGCUGCUAGCGAUCAGCUUAUGGGCCGAGCCGUACCACCGAGGCUACUUCGUGUCCGAUCAGUCCAUCCGUCUACCCUACAAGGAGCAGACCAUAUCUGAAGCUGUCCUAGCUCUAGCUGGGUUCGCUUUAAACGUUGCUACUAUAAUUGCAGUAGAAGUGGUCAGGGACAAACGUGGUAAAGGAGGUGGCGAGAAGUUCCUAUCAGGCUCUCUGAUCCCGGGAUGGUUGUGGGAGAGCUACAGAACUAUAGGCAUCUUCACCUUCGGAGCCGCCUGCCAGCAACUCACCUCCAAUUUCGCCAAGCCCGUCAUUGGCAGAUUGAGGCCACAUUUUUACGAUGUAUGCAGACCAGUUCCGACCAAUACUCCGGAAGAGUUCGAAUAUGUCACCAACUACACCUGCAACGGGCUGAGUGAUCUGGUCAAAGACGCCAGGUUGUCCUUCCCAAGCGCACACUCCAGCUUUUCUAUGUACUCUGCUAUCUUCUUCAUCUUCUACCUUCAAACAAAGUGUAAGUGGCGGGGCUCGAAGCUGCUCCGUCACGGGGUCCAGUACACGGUACUUCUGGCCGCGUGGUAUGUGGGUCUGUCGCGGGUCGCUGACCAUAUGCACCACUGGAGUGACGUCGCCGCUGGUUUCGCCAUCGGAGCGGUCUAUGCUGUUCUUGUUUUCAUCUUCGUGUUGAAACCCAAGAAGUAUGGUCUACCGGAGUCCUGGGCGGAGAACAACCAAGCAGACCUACCUCGACCAGUUGUAGCUCGGUGAUUACGUUUCAGACUGCGUGAUUCCACAGAAGAUUAUCGUCGUCUUAGUAAAAACCACGCAAGCGCCUUUUUGGAAAAUCACAUUUUGUUGCGGUUUUCUUCAACAAUACCUCGAUGUCUUUCCACCCGGGUAAUUGGAACCACAAUUUUACCUAGAUUAAAACUAGUGUGUAUAUUACGAGUUUUUGUGAACGAAAGUCACAUUCGAAUGUGAUUUUUCAAAAUCGCGCCUGCGUAGUUUUCACGAUAAAGCGAUAUAUUUCCACUUUCAUUUCCCUGGCUCUCGAAUUUCGGUCAGAACAUUUUUUUGGUAGACUGAGUUUACUGUUUACAGGAGUAUUAAGGUAAUGUGUACUUCUGUUCAGAAACGAUAUGAUGGACCAUAAUACGAGGAUCAAGCUGGUUACCUGUCACUAUGUUGAUCAUCAUUGGUUCCGUUUCCUGCAGCCUCCUAAUUUUAUUUUCUUAUCAUAUUUCAAAUCAAAUUAAAUCAAAUAUACUUUAUUGCACAGAAGUAAAUUUCAAUAAUCGGAAUAACACAUGAAUACAGUACAAUUUGGGCGGCCUUAUUGCUCUAGAGCAAUUUCUUCCAGGGAACCACCAAAAGGAAACAAACAUUAUAUUUCUUAUCCGUCGAAAAUGAAAAGGACGGCUAUUUGACAGGCUAAAUAUUUAUAGAACACAACUUAAUUUUAUAUAGAAAACUUAAACCUUUUCUAAAUUUUGACGUUGAUGUGUGCGCCAAUUAUAACCCGACAGAAUUAAGUUGACAGCACACGUCAAACGGUCUGCUCAAACACUGCUGUCCUAACCCCGAGCCAGGUUAAUGAGACUGAAACUUUUAUGGAAACCAUUUGACCAAAAACUUAAGCCAAUAAUGCAGGGUAAGUAUUAAAAUUGAGAACUAUAUAGGUACGUAAUCAGUAUAAGAACUUUAAGUACAAAAUGGCACGAAUGCAAAGGUGGGCAUAUACAAAUCAAUUCAAACACUUUUAUAUAUAAGAAAAUAAAAAAUAGUCGGUUUAUCUGUUUGUGCGUUAUAAUUACUUGUUUUUAACUUCAUAACAGUCCUCUGUUUUCGGUAGGGGUUUUUGUUAAAGGAAAUCGAAAAUGUGAUUCUCUACAAGGCUACGAUAUAAAAUAUCUUACAUACAUUUAUGCUCGAUUUGUUUCAGUUAAUUUUAACCCGGGUAAAAAUUGAGACAACAUUUUUUUACCUGUUUGUUUUGUUUUUUUUUUUUGUUU
Pectinophora gossypiella (pink bollworm) is the source of this 2354-nucleotide messenger RNA. Its product is annotated as putative phosphatidate phosphatase. Gene Ontology annotation, molecular function: phosphatidate phosphatase activity. The record is from RefSeq and is a predicted model, not a curated record. Gene Ontology annotation, biological process: phospholipid dephosphorylation; phospholipid metabolic process; signal transduction. Bases 277 to 1110 code for a protein of 277 amino acids. NCBI's taxonomy places the organism in Eukaryota, Metazoa, Arthropoda, Insecta, Lepidoptera, Gelechiidae. The transcript is spliced from 6 exons.